UGACGGCUGAACCCGCUCUUGCCGUUGACUAUUAUCCGAUCUCUGCUCAUUGCAACUUGUGGAAAUUUGUUCAUUUCGACCGCUAUAUCUUAUCGUUCUGGACAAAAUCCAUAGCACAUUUUUCAGACGAACAGAUUAGGGGUUUGUCAAAUUAUUGAGCGGCCCCAUCUUUUGUCUGGAGGAAUAAAAUGAAGAGAGCACACAAGAGUGGUUUCUCAUCGGACGAAGACGUCGAUCCGGCCAAAUGCCCGUUCUUCCAGCUUUCUGCAGAACCCGCGGCGCCGCCGCCGGAGGAAGAAAAAUUCGUGCCGCCGCCUCCGGAGGAAGAGCACCCAGUCCCAGAGCCGCCAAUGGAAAUUGAUUUUGGAUUCAGCACCUGCGACUUGCCUAUGACUGAGUUUUUGUCCUACGACAUCCUGGACGAGUACCAAUACUUCAAAGUGGACGAGCAGGACGACGGCGGUCGGAUGAACACGCCGGACGAUAAUGAUUCAAAUCAAAUGUCUUCAGACGAGUCUUCCGAAGAGUGGGACGUUCCUCUUGACGAGAUUGACAACAUGCUCGAAGAAGGCGUCACUGCUGAUAAAAUAAAAAAUAAGAAGGCUGAGAAGAAAAAGCAAGAUGCUGAUGUUGUUGAAAGAGAGAAAAUAGUUCUCAAUGAAAAGGACCACAACCACUUUGACGUGUUGCCGGAGGGUUGGAUUAAAGUGACUCACGAAAGUGGCAUGCCUGUUUAUUUGCACAGGAAGAGCCGAGUUUGCACAAUGUCCAGGCCAUACGCUUUGGGCACCGGAAGUGUCAGAAAACACAACAUUCCACUGAAUGCAAUUCCAUGCUUGCACUACUCAAAAAUGAAGGAGCGCGAAGUGGCAAAACUAAAAGAGCCUGAGCCAGUGCCACAGGUUAAUGAAAAUAAUGAGGAGAAUCAGGAACCUGCAGCGACUGAUUUGCCAAAAGUUCGUGUUGAAACAGUGCAGGAAAACAUUGAGAACAACACAGUCAAUCCCAAUCAGCUGCAAGACUACUGCAAAUCCAAGUUUGAGUUCAAGGUUGUCAAGAUCAAGAAGUUCAGUUCUUGGACGUCUCGACGACGAUUUUCGAAAAUGGAACGAGCUCAGAAACAGCUGACCAGAUCCACGCUUCCGGAGGGCACAAAUCUGAUAACCUUUCCUCUUUACAAUCCAAAUGAAAAUGAUGGGGAGAAUUCUGGUGCUCCUCCCCCCAGGAGGGAGUGGGUGAUGAAUCCUAACGGCAAAAGUUAUGUUUGCAUUCUUCACGAAUAUGUUCAACACGCACUUCGAAAGCAGCCAGAAUACGAGUACAAAGAGCUGGAAAAUGCUGCAACUCCUUAUUCUGCAACUGUGAUAGUCAACGAUGUGAGAUACGGCCAAGGUUUUGGCACCAGCAAAAAACAGGCAAAGUCAGAGGCGGCCAAAGAAACCCUUGAGAUGAUGAUUCCUGAGAUUAGGAAAAUCAUGAAGCAGGACAAUAAGGGCCGUUAUACGGCCAAUGACACAGAUCUCCACUAUUUUGAUAGCAUCGAAAUAACUGACCCAAGAGUUCCUGAGCUCUGUGCCAAGACAUGUGAGCUGUCUCCGUACGGUAUCCUUCUCAUUUGUCUGCAGAGAAACAUCAAGUUAGAGAACAUGAAAAUUGAGUAUGACGUCAACACUUCCAAGCACCAGAAGAACGAGUACACCAUGCGAGUGGGAGAGCACACGGCCACGGUGCCGUGCAAGAAUAAGCGGGACGGAAAGCAAAGGGCUUCGCAGGAAAUUCUGCAGCAGCUGCAUCCAAACGUCAAGAGCUGGGGGUCUCUGUUGAGACUGUACGGCACUCGAUCGAUCAAAAGUCUCAAGGAGAAAAAACAGGAGGAGAAGGAAAUCACUGUGUUGCAAAAAGAGGCUUCACACAACUCGCCAAAUUAUGCCAUUCUCGAGAAGCUCCGCAAGGAAAUGCAAGCUCUGCAUCAAAAACAGAGUGCCAUCAAAACCAUCGGUCAAUUUAAACCACCUGGAAAUGUGACUCAACCUUCAUCAAGUGAGAAGUGUUGCUAACCUAAUUCCAUUGAAGUCAUUCAAAUUUUUAGAUAGAUUUUGUCUUUUACAUUUAGUUUACCAACCACUUUUUAUUAUCAUAGUGACACUACAAAAAAUGAAAUGAAUUUUUUUCGACAUAAAUUGAGAAGUCAUAAACUUACAAUCCUUUGU
Neocloeon triangulifer is the source of this 2210-nucleotide messenger RNA. It is a transcript of the gene pasha, whose product is annotated as microprocessor complex subunit DGCR8. NCBI's taxonomy places the organism in Eukaryota, Metazoa, Arthropoda, Insecta, Ephemeroptera, Baetidae. The record is from RefSeq and is a predicted model, not a curated record. Bases 189 to 2057 code for a protein of 622 amino acids. Gene Ontology annotation, cellular component: microprocessor complex. Gene Ontology annotation, biological process: primary miRNA processing. The transcript is spliced from 11 exons. Gene Ontology annotation, molecular function: double-stranded RNA binding; identical protein binding; heme binding.